Messenger RNA from Schistosoma rodhaini, 741 nucleotides. The record is from the annotation of a GenBank genome assembly. Lineage: Eukaryota; Metazoa; Platyhelminthes; Trematoda; Strigeidida; Schistosomatidae.
AUGUUGACGCUCGAACCAAUCAGUAGAAUAGCUGUUGUCAAAUGUUUGGGACCACGUUUAGUUUUAUUCUUUAAAACAUUUGCUUUGUUCUAUGUUCUUUAUCCAAAAUAUGAGUCAACUUUGGGUUAUUGUGUUUUUAAAUGCGCACCUAUUUUAUCACUUAUUGGGUUUGUUUAUAUGUAUGGGGUUAAGAUACCAAACAAUCAUGCUUAUUCUUUAAAAAUUUUCCUUGGUCUUUUAUUCUCUUGUCUAGGCGAUGCAUUUUUGGUAUGGCCUAGUCUUCUUAUUCCUGGCAUGGCUAUGUUUGCCAUUACACACAUAUCAUACAUUUGCGCAUUUGGUUUUCAACGUUUAAAACUAGCUAUAUUGUUCAUUUUACUGCCAAUACUUCUCUGCGUUUGUGUUUCUGUAAGAGAAGGACUAAACGGUAUCAAUACACUUGUUAUUCCAGCUUAUGGAUUAAUAUUAAUAAUUAUGGUAUGGCGUUCAUUAGCUCAAUUAACUAAACAUGAAUAUUCUAUACCAUGGACAUGUAUAGCUUCUGCCAUUGGUGGAUUACUAUUUGGUGUAUCUGAUACCAUAUUGGGAAUUUGUUUAUUUUCUAGUGAUAUAUCGUCAUUUAAAUGUAAUUUAAUCUUACCUACGUAUUAUGCUGGUCAAUUGUUGAUCUCUGUAUCUGUUGUUGAUAGCCAUUUGACAUCAAUAAAAACAAGUUCAUUUCAUGAAGAUAAAAAGCAGUAA